AAACACGGAAUUCAUUUUUUUAUUUACAUGCAUUUUAAUGUGGCAACCCGAAAUAUCCGCACGUUCCUAGCGGCAGCGUGUGACGUCGUGCGGGCGUGACUUAAGUUGCGGCUCACAUCUGUGAAAGUUUGCGACUUUUACGCGAUAGAAAAUGUCAUCGUGUAUCUGCUGCCGUAGAGACGGCUUUGAAGAGAAGAGGCGGGCUUUCUCGUGGAUUUCUCGUUUGCACGAGUCGACGGUUAAGUGAAGGUCGACGCGUUCGCGGGGUUGUAUUCGCUUUGAUUAACGGUACGCGGGGCUACAUGCUCGCGCUGGCCGAACUUCGGCGCGCCGCUUCGGCUGUGAAGCUCGCCCCACGAUGAACUGCGCGAGGUUCCCCGAGUACUCGCUGCUGGACCUCUUCUUCACGCUCUUCGGCGUGUGCACCUUCCUGUUUGACGUGGGCUCGGACCUGUGGGUGGCCAAGGAGCUGUACGUGCUCGGGGAGUUCGCGUGGUUCGGGGUUUUGCUGGGCUUCAUGCUCGUCUCGUCGGCCGUCGUGCAGCUCUUCAGCUGGUUUUGGCUGCGGUAUGAUCGCGAUUUGAAGGACUUUGAAACUCAGGCGUCCGACGGGAACCUGGUUCUGUUCAGCGGAACGAAAAGAAUUAAAUUAUUGCUUUUCCUGCAUGUGUGUCAGCUGGGCUUCUUGGUCAGGCACGUAUCAGCUAUCUGGCAGGGUUUUCGUGUGUGGUGGCGUAAAGGCUGUGGCUCGGAGUAUGCCGUUUAUCUGACCCAUGACCUCAGCAUGCUGCGACUCAUUGAGACGUUCUGUGAGAGCGCACCGCAGCUCACCCUCAUGAUAUACAUCAUGCUGCGCAGCAAUCACGCAAGACUGGUCCAGUAUGUGAGUGUGGGCGCCUCCACUACCUCUAUAGCCUGGAUGGUGGUGGAUUAUCAUCGGUCGCUUCGUUCGUUUCUGCCCGAUAAGGACAAGCAAGGUUGGUUAUCAUCUGUGGUGUAUUUUUUCUGGAACCUCUUUCUGAUUGGUCCACGUGUGGCUUCGAUUGCCCUCUUUGCCUCCGUGUUGCCCUGCUUCAUCGCUGCUCACUUCCUGCUCCUGUGGCACGUCUUCGUGAUAUGGGCCUGGAGGCAGGGCACGGACUUCAUGGACAGCCCAGCGGGGGAACGGCUCUACCGGGCCACCGUAGGGCUCAUCUGGUACUUCAGCUGGUUUAACGUGGCUGAAGGAGACACCAGAGACAGGAGUCUGAUCUACCACGUGUUUAUAAUCACAGACACCGGCAUCCUGUUGAGCACAUGGUGGCUGUACCGCGAUGCAGAGAUGACUCAGUCGUAUGCCUUCAGUCUGAUAAUCUCCAUCCCGCUUUGUUAUGUCUUGGGACUGUUGAUAAAAGUUCUGUAUUAUUGCUGUUUUCACCCCAAACUGUGGCGGAGGCCAGGUUUGGGAAAAGCUUCAUUUGAUGUAACGGAUGGAGUGGAGCUGCCUGUAGAUGUUCAGACUGAUGGUGCUUCUCUUCAGAUCUUUAACAAGAGGAUGGGCCAACAUGCUGCCAACUUCUACACAACAAACACUUUAUCUGCAGUUAAAACAACUCAUCUAUCAGUACUGUAAAAGUCAAUGGUAUUUAGCUUGUUAGAUUGUUACAGAUAUGCUGUUAUUUGUAAAUUCUUUUAGUGUUGUUAGAAAUAAUGUUACCGUUAAUUAAUA
Molecule: messenger RNA, 1708 nt
Organism: Puntigrus tetrazona (Sumatra barb)
Lineage: Eukaryota; Metazoa; Chordata; Actinopteri; Cypriniformes; Cyprinidae
Gene: xkr8.3
Product: XK related 8, tandem duplicate 3
Exons: 3
Coding region: 359-1612 (417 amino acids)
Biological process (GO): phosphatidylserine exposure on apoptotic cell surface; apoptotic process involved in development; engulfment of apoptotic cell
Cellular component (GO): plasma membrane
Source: RefSeq, a predicted model, not a curated record